GCCACCCGAUGCUUUCAAUGUAGCGCUAAAGCUCAGCCCAGGCGGACGCGUUUCGGGGUCCGUGUGCGUGUAUAUAUUCCCUACGUUUUCUCCCCUGUUUUGUUUGUGUGUUUGUUUCGCAAUUGUGUUGCCUGUGCCUGUGUGUUUGAAUCCUGCUCCAGCGAGACAUAGAAAGGUGCGGAUAGAGAAGGGAAGGAGCUGAUCCUCUACAGCCCCCGAUCGCGUGUGAGUGAAAAAGAUCGGUUCGGUUUGGUGUGGACGGGUUUCAGAUGGGGCCCGAGAGCCACCACACACUAUUAUAGUUCUACCGGAAACGGUGAAGCGCACCAGCAGCAGAAGAACAUGGCGUCCAGCAUCAGCGAUCGGCAACCGGUGUGACCGUGUGUGAUGCGAAUCGGCCCUUGGUGUCAGUUGUACGUGUUCGUAUUUAAUGUGUGUGUGUCCAACAAAAAUAAGUGUGCAAUGUGAAGUGUGUUCCGAAAUUGGUAUAUUGCGAAAAAAACACAGUAAAAUAAACGUAGAGUGGCAUGUGCUGAUAGCUUUAGUACUCAGUUGAUCCGGUAAUAAAUUAUCGCAAAACGAUCAACGCGUGUUUUCCCCCACGAUGACAACAAGCAGCGCUGCAAAGCGUUUCUAGCGAGAACCCAUCCAUCACACCGAUCUCCGCAGUGUGUGUUAGUUCAGCACCGUCGUCUAUAAUCAGCGCCGGGUGUUUGCCCGUCUUCGUUUCGGCUGUGCAGAUUGGACGGCCCUACAAUCGCGGUCCGGAUCGAUCCCGCGGUCCCGCAAUGGUCGACUACUGUAACACACGAUCGGCGACUAGUGCAGCUACCUCCAUCGCGACUCCCGCCACCUUUCGACCAAGUAAAUCGCGACAUGGGGCACGUGAAAAAUCCCUACCGCUGCACAAAUCGCUCGGCGAAGGAGCGAUGGACGCUGGGCAGCAGGCACGGGUGCGUACGGUGCGUCUGGUACGGCCCCACCAUGGCUACAGUCAUCGGAACCUACCGAUCACGGGCAGCAACUUUGGCUUUUCCAUACGCGGCGGGUUGGAGUACGGCACCGGGUUCUUCGUGUCCGCUAUAGAGCGUGAUUCUGAAGCUGAUCGGCAGGGAUUGAAGGUAGGAGAUCAGAUCAUACGCGUCAAUGGGUAUCAGGUGGAGGAUGCAGUACAUCGCGAGCUGGCCCAAUUCAUUGCCAAUCAGGAGCGACUGAUCAUGAAGGUGCGCGGGCUCGGCAUCCUACCGAUCAAAGAACGUACAGCCGACCCGCUAACCUGGCACGUGGUGUCGUUUGGAAUGUCGCGCGACAAGCAGGACGCGCUGCUGCUGGAGGAACCGUGCGGUGGGCGCGAUGUGAAGGUGAUCCUCUCGGUGGCACCCCGCACCAAGCUGGGCUGCGGCAUUUGCAAGGGUCCCGACUGGAAGCCGGGCAUAUUUGUCCAGUUCACCAAGGAGGGAGGCGUGGCGCGGGAGGCCGGCUUACGGCCCGGCGAUCAGAUUCUGUCCUGCAAUGGGCACAGCUUUGCCGAGGCCACGUUCGGCGAGGCGGUGGCCGUGAUGAAGUCAUCGCACGUGCUCGAGCUGGUGGUGCGCCCCAGUGCCGGGUUGGAUCUGUUCCCGGGCGAAUCGAGCGGCUACAACAGCUCGGCGAGCAGUGUCAACGGUGACCAGAGUCCGUGCUGGGGUGACCAGACGUCCAAGCGGCUAAGCAUCGUGCGGGAGGAGUCGAUCACGCACGAUCGCCGUCGGCUGGCAGCGGCACCGGUCGCAACAGUACCGGAAAUGCCACCAGCCAGCGAUAGCAAAUCGGGCGUCCCACCUCCACCGCCGCCUCAACCCCAACAACAACUCCAUCAUCAGGAUGAACAACAGGUUCAGCAGCAGCAGCAGCAGCAGCAACAACAACUGACCCCGAGGGGCACACUGGCUGGAGGGGCGACACGCAGGAAGAACACCACCAUCAUCGAGUUCUCCGAGCGGGGCGCAAUCGUGAACCCUGAAGCGAAACAGAGUGAAACGAAAACGAUCAUUGUCGAGGUGCACCGGAGCGCAUCGGCCGGCUCGAUGGUGGACGACGAGACGGGCCAUGGAGCUGCAGCAGCGGGUACGAUCAUUCCACCGCCUCCGCCCCUGUUCGCCGACACCGUCACGACAUCCAGUUGCCAGUCGGUGACGAAUGCAGCAGCGGCAUCGUCCAGCACGACGCUAGCGCAAGAACAAGCGUCCGCCGCUGCGGCCCAUCACAGCCUGAGCAACGCAAUAUCGGACGAGCUGCGGCGCCGGGCACAGAAGAAAGCGGCACCGGCGGGCGGCGGCGCGACGGACCCGGCCACCGGGCCGGCCGCCGCCCUCACUGAGCUCGAGAAUCGGCUGAAGGAAAAGAACGUCCGUUUGCGCCCGGUAACGAUGGCCAUUUCGGACGAACGGCACACCGCCCUGAUGGACGAGUUCCGGGCGGUGCACAAACGUAUGUUCAAGAAUGGAUUCGACAACGCGGAACUAAAGAAACAGCCCCCCAAAACGAAUGAUGCGGACCACGGUCAGCCGAUCCAGGACGCAGUCAACGGUGCAAAUGGGGCAAGGAAAUCGCCCAAAGGCACGAUGGGACGAGUGGCGGCGUCAGAAAUGGCCAAGGCAAGCGGCGACAGUGCCGAGCUGGAAUCGAUCGAAUCGUUCAAGCUGAACAAUCCGCAACAACCACCGGUACGGCCCCCUUCGUACUACUUCUGCCCGCAGGCAACCGGGCCGCCAACGAUGAAGAAAUCCCAAAAACCGAUCGCCGUCACGAUCAGCGAGUAUGCGACGAGCGCGGGACGGACGGAAGAGCCCAAAAAGACGACCCGGUUCGAUUUUGGACAGCUGCGAUCCGUGACGGAAGCGAUCGGGGGUGGUGGUCCCGUCGGUGGUCCUAAGGAGGGCCCGUUAAGUAGACAGCGCCAAGCUCCAGCAACGUAGCAUUCUGGCAUGACUAAUAGAUAGGAUAGGGCGAAAAUAAAACUGCAAUGUUUAACGACCAAAUAUGCGAUCGAUGCGAACGGUGGUGCGAACCCACCUUCCUCCCCAUUCAAGACAAGCACACUGCACAUGACUGGGUUCCGUGGAUGGUUUAAAAGGUGUAUUUUUUUGUUAUUUGUUGUGGUGAUACAAUAUGUAAGAUACAUAUACAUAUUGUAACGUAUUUUGUCUUAAGUAAGUGUAAUCGAUCGAUUAUAAAAUGUGAUUGUGGAUAUAAAAAAAUUGAUGGACUUAUGAUUUGUUUGAGUGUGUAAACCUAGCUGCUAACAUUUUGCUGACAUUUUGCUUUAUGCGUUCACUUGUCACUGUGCAACGCCUUGUACAGGCGAAAACCUCCCCACGCCAUCACGCACACGUUCAUCAACGCUAGCAGGCCAGAAAAAAUGUACUCCCGUGCUUGGUGCUUCUGGUUCGUAUGAUGGUACGAGUCACCAUCUCCGUCCUCCUCAUCAUAGUCCGAUUCUUGGUCGCUGUGCGCUAGUUUAUCAUGCGCUAUGCCCGCUUCCUGCAGCUUAUGCUCAAUUUCGCUGGCACCAUCGAUAGCGAUGAAAUCAUUCCGCAGCAACAACUCCUUCAGGUUGGGAGCGGCCGCCAGCAGCGAGUCAAUGUUCAAGCUGUUCAGGAAAUUGUCCUGCAGGUUCAACAACUUCAGCGCAGGCGCAUACAUGCCCGUAAACUCCAGUACAUUAGCAAAAUCAUUCCGGCACAAAACGAGCCACUCGAGCGUGGCGGGCAGAUCGGCGUACGGAAACUCCUCCAGCUGAUUGGCACCCAGAUGAAGGCCGGACAGUUUGGGGAAACCCUUCAACACCGAACCGUCCACCACAACGAUGCGGUUGUGGGCAAGCAGUAGCGUUUCGAGAUGCACCAGCGUACGCAAACUAUCGAUCGCUGUCAACCGAUUGUACUGCAGGUCCAGAUAGCGUAGCGCAUACUCGGAACCGUUCACUUCCGGUGCGGACACGGUUGCAAUCAGAUUGCUACUAAAAUCCGCAUACUCGAGGUCGAGCGGUAGGUCUACUGUCUUGAUGAUGACAUUUUCGAUUUGAACUGCUCGUGGGCGCUUUAGGAUCUCGUGAAGCACGGCAUCGUACGCAACGAUAUUGUCGCGCAGAAGAAUUUUAUCCCUCGGAUAGGCAAGCCUCACUUUGCGUACCGUUCCGGGCGCUACCAGUGUCGAAUGGUUGUGGUUUGGUUUGUAGAAAAAGUUGGGUACGGUGCAGGCAAAUAUUUCCGACCCGGGAUCACACUGAUGCGCCCACAGUGUGUUCGUAAAGUUGCCGGAGCCAGCCGGAAGAUGCUGUAGGAACAACAGGAAG
Molecule: messenger RNA, 4336 nt
Organism: Anopheles gambiae (African malaria mosquito)
Lineage: Eukaryota; Metazoa; Arthropoda; Insecta; Diptera; Culicidae
Exons: 6
Coding region: 789-2957 (722 amino acids)
Biological process (GO): rhabdomere development
Cellular component (GO): plasma membrane; stereocilia ankle link complex; cilium
Molecular function (GO): protein binding
Source: RefSeq, a predicted model, not a curated record